Molecule: messenger RNA, 4337 nt
Organism: Anopheles cruzii
Lineage: Eukaryota; Metazoa; Arthropoda; Insecta; Diptera; Culicidae
Gene: Tango1
Product: transport and Golgi organization protein 1
Exons: 8
Coding region: 19-4077 (1352 amino acids)
Biological process (GO): endoplasmic reticulum to Golgi vesicle-mediated transport; protein secretion; vesicle cargo loading
Cellular component (GO): endoplasmic reticulum exit site; endoplasmic reticulum membrane
Source: RefSeq, a predicted model, not a curated record
UUAAGCAUAGGGAAAAUCAUGAAACGAUCGGCUAACAUUUGUUUUGUACAUAUUCUUUGUUUGGGAUUAGUGUUUACAGUGUUCGAAACUAGUGGUAAACUAUGUGGUGAUCCAGAAUGCAGCACUGCUAUUUCAACUGCACAGGUCACGAUUCGCUAUCGGGGUGGCGCUGGCCAAAAAGUUAACGUUGAACAAAACGAACAUCUGGAAAUUUUAGCCAAGAACGUUGGAAAAGAUGAGUCCUACUGGGUACGCAAAUCGGACGGGAAAGAAGGACUCCUGGCCAAGUAUUUCGUUAGGGAAACAAAGAUUCUGGUAGGCACCGCCGAUCUGAUACAGGUUAGCGAUAACGCGCCACAGGAACCCAGCGCCGUUCAUCAAACGCCUCCGGUGGAUACCGUUACGGCAACCACGCCCGGGCCAAGACCUACACUUCCGCUGGGUCAAAGUACACCGACAAACGAUGGCAGUGCGGCGAAUGUUCCUAAAGCGGCUAGUUUGUCGGAAAAAGUGGUACCCAAUUUAGAAGUUAUUCCCAAUGCAUCGACUGCAGACGCUUCCGUGACGGAAUCGAACGACGAUAACGCUUCCAACGCUGAGGAUGAUGAAGGUUUGGAUGAAGAAGAAGCUGAUGAGAGCGAAGAGGACGAGGACGAGGAGGAAGAGGAAGAAGGCGAAAUUCCCGAAGUAGCUGCAAGCGAAACACCAAAGGACGAACCGGAUGCCACAGCGAAAGAAAACGAACACACCGCCAAGGGUGAAGCAGGCAACUCGGUCACAGGCGGUCAGGCAACACUGGAUACCGUUCCGGAGUUUGUGACCCAGAAAAUAAGCGAGCAACAAGAAAGUGGUGAGGUGGAAACAAAAGAGAACGGUUCCGAAACGGAAUCAACCACACUGCACCCUGUCGGUUCGGUGUCCGGAGAACCUAUGAAGCCCAUGGGGCAAAAUCCUCCAGAUGAGCCUCUCAACAAGGAGACGGUGAGCGAAAUGAAACCGGCCAACGACACACUUGAAAUUCCAAAGGUGGAUGGAAUAGAAUUGGAACCGAUACAAAACGCCACUGACUCUGGUGAAGCUGAUGCGUCCACUGAAACUGCACCAGAAUUAGAACUGGAGCAGGUUCAGCAAGCAAAUACAUUGCAAUUGAAUGAUGAAACUGUUCAGCAAGCGCCAUUCGACUCCGACAGUGAAAACCGAACAUCAGAAGCCAACUCCAACGGCGAGGAGACAAAAGCCACGGUCAACGAAGAGAUUGCUUCAACAUCUACAGCCCCCGAGCUGGGUGACGCGGAAACGGUCAACAUGUCAAGUGAGGAACUAACUACGCCUCUUCCCGCAGUUAGUAAUGAAGCAGUAGAGCCACCACCUACCACAGUCGAACCAACGUCAGCUCAGCCUACUCAUCCUACUCGCAUCCUUAGCGGUGGAUUGGGUAACUUACUCGCUAACAGCCAUCAUCAUCAUCACCAUCAUCAUAACCAUCUGCAUCACAAUCACAACCACAACGAUCACGUGCCGCAGGGAGGCAAUGAGCAACCGCCCUCUCGGGAUAGUAACCCAAGAGACACCGUUACCAUGGAAACGGUUGGCACUACACAUCUUCAUUUCCCGGGUCAGGGAGAGAUGACGCCGCCGGAGACCACCGCACCACACGGCGGCCGGCUGGAUUCUACAAUUGACAAUCCGACCGAAGGCGAACUACCAAACGAAGAAGCGAAAGGAUAUUGUGACAGUGAAAUUGCAAGCUGUGAUACGCAAAAACAUCGCCAUACGCCACCGUUCGCCGACUCGGUGCAGCGCUCGAACGGCGGAGAAGGAUUUAUGCAGCCUCUGGAAGAAACCGUUCAGGGCGAACCUAGUGAAGGCGCAUUCAAGCAGUCCCCGGUCGAGGAUGGCAGCAGCCCGGCACAAAGUAGCACCCAAGAGGCACAAGAGCCGAUGGAAGAUUAUGUGGAAGCCUUUUUACGCGAGGCCAUCAAGCUAAGCGAUCUCAUUCUGAUGCUGGCGUUCACUUCCUUCACGCUGGUAGUGUUUUUGCUUGGGCACUAUGUAAUAAAGAAAAACCGACGGGAAAAGCCACUGAUAUACAAACUAAACAUGGUUGAGCGCGAUCUGAUGACGGCGCACAAGGAAACGGCGCUGCUCCGGGCGGAACUGCACGACACAAAGUACAAGCUGACCAGCAUCGAAAACAAUUCGUUCGGUUCAAACGAUAUGGUGAUUGCGCUGAAGGCCGACCUCGAGGCGGCCGAAGCGACCAAACAGGAUCUGCAGGAUCAGAUUGCGGGGCUAGAGAAGGAGCUGGAAAAUGCGGCCGAGGCGGGACUGGAGCUGAACAAGAUGGUGGCCGAACUGUUGAAUCAAAACGGUAGCGAUUCGAUUGCGCUCAGUGUGGAGGAGCUGCAGCGCCAGCUGAACGAACAGCAGCAAACGAUACUGUCCAUGAACGCGUCGCUGGCGGAGAAGAGCCGGGAAAACAGUGAACUGCAGAUUGCGAUUGCGCAGCAAACGGUGAAAUCCACCGAGCGCAUCGAUGAGCUGGAGCGACAGGGAAAGGAACUGGCCGAGCGUCGCGGUCAACUGGAGGUGGAAGCUGGACAGCUAAAGUCUGAACUUCAGCACAAGCUGGACGGACUGCGGAAAGAAAACGGAGCAGAGCUCGAACGGUUAACAAAAGAACUGAAGUUCGCGCAGAGUAAGGCGGACGAGACCCGCAAGACGCUGGCAGCAUCGGAAGCGAAGUGUGAUGCUUUGGAGCAAUGCCUAAAAGAAGUCAAAUCGCCAGACGGGCAUGUUGGUAACGCGGCGGGGUUAAUCGACAUGGUGGAACUGAAGGCUAAAAUUGCUCUACUAACGAGUGAAAAGGCAUCCUUACAAGACAAGCUGCAGGGCGAAACGAUUGCGCGUCAGCUGGUGGAAGAUCACAUGAAAAUGGUGAAUGAGGAAAUAUCCAGUCUUAAGCGAGACUUCGGAAAGGCGGAAAAAGAUAAACUAGAAGCAGAAACCAGGCUUGAGGUGCUGUCGUCGUACUUCAAGGAAAAGGAAACUCAGUUGCAAAAAGAGCUCAGCGUAAAGGAAGCGAUGUGGAUGAAACAGCAGGGCGAAACGACCAGUACGGUGGAAAAAAUCCGUCACAUGCAAGAUGAAACGCAACAGCUCAAAUCGCAGAACGACAAGCUCCGGGCAGAAAUUGAGGCACAAGCAGCGGCUCAUAAGGCACAAUAUACUACGCUUGAAACGCGUUCACACGAUGCUUGGCUUGCCACACGCCAAGCGGAACGGAGAGCGGAAGAAGCGCGCAGUGAAUCGAGUGCCCUCAGGCGUAAGCUGACCGCCUUGGGUGAUGUUUCCGCUUCCAGUGAUGGUAUGAUAAGUUUGCCAAACGCAUCCAUCACGCAAACCGACCUCGGGUUGACGGCUCCCUCGCCGAUAAGAGUCGAGUCGCCGAACGCACCGCCACCAAUGAUGGGUGUCUUACCGCCGCCUCCGUUUAUGCCUCCGUUUAUGCCUGGACCUCCGCCACCAUUCAUGCCACCGUUUAUGCCGCCUCCUCACGGACCUGGCGAAAUGCGGCCCCCACCACUGGGACGUCUGAUGUCACCACCACCCAAUCGGUACUCACCAAACAGCAUAAUCGAUGCCCGGGAUCGUUACAGUCCCGACCGGGGAAGAUACUCGCCGGACAGUCGGUACGAUUAUUCGGUUAUGUCGACGUACGAAACCGAAAACGACUUCAGUCCUCCACCGUCGCCGCCGCACCAUUCGCGGCACUCGAACUACGAUCGCGAGUGGGAUCGCGACCGAGGCGGCCGUGAUCGAGACCAAAGCUUCAAGGAACGCGAUCGGGAUCGGGGUAGCGAUCGCGAUCGGAUCGAUCGUGAUCGAGAUGGACGCGCUAGUGGAAAUGGAGGCUACGCGAGAGGGUUCACACCGACCCGAAUGCGCACUUCGCCUCCGAUACAGGAUCCUAGGAACAAAAAAUAUGCAGGAGGUUUCAGUUCCGGGUCACAGGAUUCGCUUGGAACACGCAAAAGUUCGGGCAAAUAUAAAGGAGGAACAAAGGCAAAUGCGUAAAGGAGUGCCCCAGCAUUGAAGGCCGUAUCGUGAACGUCGCCACACCACGAGAGCAUGGGUUGUAGUAACAAAACAUAGUUUGUUUUACUAUUGAAAGUUUUAUUUAAUUACAUUACGUGCAUUUGUACACUGACGCAACCCAUAGAUAGAACUUUCAGAAUUUGUGUGUGAUGAACCUGCAAACCAUUCGCCGUUCUGGACAGUAAAGCACCGCAACCAACCUUUCAACAAGUCGGCGUGCAAAACAGUGUCAAAAUGCU